Molecule: messenger RNA, 750 nt
Organism: Iphiclides podalirius (scarce swallowtail)
Lineage: Eukaryota; Metazoa; Arthropoda; Insecta; Lepidoptera; Papilionidae
Source: the annotation of a GenBank genome assembly
AUGGCCGUUGGCGGUUUUGAUAUUGCAGAUGCAUUCCGUAGUAGCUUAGAUCAUUCAUCUAUAAUUGGGGAGAAUGUUGUUAUUGAGGAAAAGGAUGGAACUGUCGACAACCCAAAUACUGACCCAAUUGCAUCACAACCUAAUAAUCCAGUAAACACGCCAGAGACACCCGAAAGCCCGAGACUUAAAUCACCCCCAAUUUUGGAAACUCCUAAACAGAUCGACGAAGUUAUUGUAAAACAUAAGCCGCAGACUCUUUUUAAACUAUCUUUGACGAAGAAUAAAGAUGAUGUUUUUGUUAAACCGUCCCCUGUCGCCGAGUUAAUGUCUCCCGCCAAAAUGCUCCAGUUCGAAAUCGAUUUAACUAAUAGCUCCACACCAACAAUGAAGCGGGCUGCCAUUGAUUUUAAUUUCUUCAAUAAAAACAACUUUGAGGAAUAUUUUACUGACGUACCUAAAGUUCUAAAUAACCCUGACGCUGAGACGGAAGGUGGGGCUUUUAUUGAAACGCCAGUCAUUGUCAAGGCCGACACUAUAAGACAUGAAAUUGGUUAUGGUAUAAGGGCGACCCCGAGCGGCAGACAUAGGGGGUGUCUGUCGCUCAUUAUGGGGCUCGUGAGGGGUGCUGUGCUUAUUACACCGGCACAGCACCUUUUAGAAGAGGAGGCCCAAAAAGGCCAUAGCCCCGCCGGGGUCGCGGAAGAUUCCCGUGGCCGAAGCGACACAAAAAAAAAAGAAAAAAUCAUGGGA